AUGUCUGGCGCAGUAGCCAUUCUCAAGCGACUCUGGUAUCGAGACGCGUCGACGAGCAGCUCUUCGUCGCCGAGCUCGACGACCAAUAGCCCAAGUGACAAGGCGUUUCCGUCGCUCCAGGACCAGCGCGGGUCGGUGGGCAGCGAGUACUCGUCCUCGUCACGCACUAGCUCGCCACACAGGCUGGUGAGAGCGCUCUCAUCACGCCUCCGACAGCGCAGCAAGACUGCUAACGGCGCACUCGAGGUCAACGCUCCCAAUCCGCAGGUCAUUGAAGCUCUCCAGUACAGACGUCCAAAAUCUGCGCAUUCUUCCCUCUCGUUGAACGGCCUCGUGAACUGGAGCAGGUCACCACGACCCACGGUCACAAAGAAACCUUCGGAAACAGAAUUCGGCGUCCGCUCGUGUGUCUCCCAGAACGAUGCUACUACCGCCGUCCCGCGCUCACCUGGCUCUCCGCUGCUCGCGACCUUUUUCCAACCGUCUCCAAAGACUGCCCAUCUCACUAUUCCAGACACACGUGCAAUUUCAGCAUCCAGGAAUGCCUCCAAGGAGACCCUGCAGCUCGAGGAUGCAGCAUCAGCACCACCACCACAGCAAAUACUUCGAUCACACUCGCUCCCGGCGGAUGCGCUUUUGCGUUCGGGCGUGCCCAUUCCACCAGACGACGACGUGGAUCAGGAAAUCUCUGCGCACGCCGUCGCCCUCAAUGGUCCCCUCACGGCACCAGUGACCCGUUCCCAAACGCCACCACUGCCCAGGAGAGAGGUUCAUUCCGACCAAGAGGACGAGGGAGACCGUUCGAGGACUCCCUCUGAGCCAUUGCAGCCUAUCAUGCAAAUGCUGGCUGUCGUAGAGAGGCACUUGGAGAGACUAAACUAUGGCGCCCUGAACAUUGUCGCGCAGUACAACGGCGUGUCUCCGACCUAUUCGUGGACACUCUUGGGCUGGGAUCCGAACCGCGGAGUUGCAGCGCCCCUAGAGACCCCCAAACCACUCCACCCGGCGUUUCAGAGCAUGCUCGUGGAGGAAGCGCCGGGUCUGGAGCGUCUGACUGAGCUCGACAUAGAGUCUCAUCCACAGGGCAGACUGCCCGGUACCGUGGGUGUUGCCGGGCUCGGAUGGGAGAGAUUUGAUGUGGCCUCUCGUGGGCGUCGCCAGACUGUCUACUUUAUGCAAGGAGCCCUUCCACCGCUCUCUGGCCCCGAGCUCGUCCAAAAGCUCCAAGAAGCCAAACGCAUACUCGAGCCAGAAAGGGCAGAGGAAGAAGGCGAACGCUUGCGAAGCAUCAUUGGCCAAGGGUCGUCUGCCUUUUUCGAUGCAGAGAGACCAUACAAUUCGCAGGCCGGAGAUUUGAUUCGGGUGCUCAACCGAGAGGACCUUUUUGAAGAUUUUACUCUGGCUGAUUCAGUCUACCUUCUCGCCAUAGCACCCCCUCCCAUGGGCAUGGGCGUUCGCCUCUUCCUCCUCCAGGUUCUCAUUGGAUAUGAGCUCUACCUUCGCCUCAAGGUAUGCGAACACGCCUCGACGUUUCCUGGAAUCACUCAGCAAGUCAAUUCGACGCUCGAGGUCGCCGUCCGAUGGGUCGAAAACGUAUCUGCGGAGAUCAGUGACGGCCAGCUAAAGGUGUAUUCAAAAGUACACGAGAAACAGGCCGACGGUCUCAUCGCGUUUGUCGAAGCGAUGAAGUGGCCGUUACUGGAAGAAGUUCGCCAAUUCGCCCCCACCGCGUAUUCGAACCAUUUGAAUGGCAAAAUUGUCGACGUUCAUUUCCUCGAUUGGCUCUAUGGAACCUGUCUCCCGGGACGAUGGUUUGCAUGGAAAUGCAUGUCGGCGGCAAUCUAUGCCUCUCCCUCGUUGCGCGCGUUUGGGACGACACCCUACUUUGAUGCGGGGUUGGUGCUGCGCGAGCAUUCGUAUUGGCGGACACGAACGCCGCUCGCUCGGGUUCUAGGAGGGUUGAAGGAGACCAAUUGCGUGGCGGGUUGGGUUGGGCCUUGUCCACCAGUAAAGACGACGGCAGGCGCAACGUUUACGGGGUGGAUAAGGAUCAAGAGCAAGCCAGCAGAGUUUAGCCAGAUGAACAAUGCGCUCGAUGACAUGACAGAAGACGAACACGAACUUCAAGACCGAGGUCUACGAGUGCGUCCCGGUGAAACCCCUCGAGGGUUGCUCAAUGAACUGGCCGAUAUGACGAAGUGGGUAUUACCGACACCCGUUCCCAAAUCGGCGACAGUGCCGAAGGUCAUCGACGUACGAUUGGAUCUGCUGCCGCUUGAAGACGACGAGGAUAUCACCAGUCAGCAAGCCAGCGCGACAGUCUCGUUUGAUGUCGGGCAAGAAUGCACAGUCGAAUACAAUAUCGUGCACAAUUCGGUCAUGGUCGCCUCACCGCCGUGCAUGAGCGGACCCCAUCUCGCACACGCCAGGGAGCUCGAGCGGUAUCGCAACGUGGUUGACGUCAAGGAUCUCAAAGACCAAAAUUUAGUAGCGCCUGGGAAGUUGCUACUCAUCAAUGCUACGGGUGGUGGAGACGCCGAAGCGCUCGCGAGGGCAUGGUGUAGCGAAGUUGGACGACAUGCAGUCAUCUCAAGAGGACCGGCGACUUGCUUGACGUGCGCGUUUAACACGACGGAGAAUCUCGAACUGGAUGUGCUCAUCCUCAGCUAA
Molecule: messenger RNA, 2670 nt
Organism: Serendipita indica DSM 11827
Lineage: Eukaryota; Fungi; Basidiomycota; Agaricomycetes; Sebacinales; Serendipitaceae
Source: the annotation of a GenBank genome assembly